AUGGUUAAUUCUUGUCACAUGAUAGUGAUUUGCCGCGUGUCGUCAUUUAGCAAGGGUAGGUCAGACAUAGCGGACUAUAGUACCAUGCGAGACGUACCUUCUCUAAAGAACAUACAGUUACUCCUAUUAGGCCUACUAUUCAACUCCACUCAAUUAAUAACUAAAAUAUCAUUUUUUUCAUUUCCAACUGAAUGUGGUAGACAAGUUUUAAAUCAACUAGGCCGAAUUCCAAUCAACAAAGAACAAUGGUCCCCAGCAGCAGCAACAGAUUCGGGAAUCCUUCUGAAAAGUUCACCCAAUUGGCAAGCUGCUAACGGUCACAUUGCCAUGAAGGGCUCAUCACCGUGGAUAGCUCAAAUUUGGCACACUAAAUUUGUAGAGAUGAUCUGUGCAGGCGUGCUUAUAAAUCAUCAAUGGGUACUAACUGCUGCGCAUUGUGUGCAAACGACGAACGCCACUGCACCAACGAUACGAAUUCAACUUGGUGAUCACGACUUGGAAUUACCGGAAGUCGGGCAAAGGACAUACAAUGUUCGUGAGAUCAUAGUUCACGAGAACUUCAAUAGCGAAACUUUUGAUAGCGAUAUUGCACUUUUGAAGGUAGAUGGAACGGUUGAGUAUACAAAUUAUGUAAUCCCAAGCUGUUUGUCAAAAAUACAGGACCACGAAUAUGAAUUAUUUAAUUCUGGUGUACUUGGAAAAGUUGUCGGGUGGGGAAAGGUCUCUGAAAAUGGCCCGUACCCCAGAUUUCUUAACGAAGUGAAACUGCCAAUUGUACCACAGAAAAUAUGUCGAGAAUCAACAUCAUACACCGUGACAGAUAACAUGUUUUGCGCAGGGAGCGGUCGGUUCAUGGGACCGGAUGCGUGCAAAGGGGACAGUGGUGCCCCAUUUGUUAUCAAUGAUGGUGACAAAGCGUAUCUUAUAGGUCUUGUGAGUUGGGGCGAAGGAUGUGGGAAGGAGGGUAAAUAUGGAUUCUAUACACGGGUCGGUAACUAUUUAAACUGGCUACGACAAAAGAUUGAUUCAUUAUAAACCGCACUGAUAGUAUUUGUGGUUAAAAAUCUGAAUGAUAUGACUUCCAUAUUGAAUCAGCAACUAUGAAAACAGUCUUUCAAAAAAUUGCCAUCCAAUAUAUUGUCAAUUUCAUCGUUAUCUUAAAUGUUAUAUCCGUUACAUUACUAGGUUUGUUGCUAAUGGCACAAAUAAAUGUUCUUUCCUUUGCGUUUAUCGGCAGCAUUGGGAAACUAUGAAGAUGAAACAUGAAAAUAUAUUGAAAACCAUCAUGAAUUCAAAAUGGUGUUGCGACGAAAUGAAUUCACCGUUUAUUAACACUUGAAGCAUAAAUAUAAUCGAAAAAAUAUAUUAUAUAUACGGUAGACAUUUAAAUGAAAGCAAAAGCUCAACAUUAAAUCAUGACAAAAACCAUCACCA
Messenger RNA from Anneissia japonica, 1434 nucleotides. Its product is annotated as coagulation factor IX-like. The coding region runs from base 1 to 1035 and encodes 344 amino acids. The transcript has 5 exons. The record is from RefSeq and is a predicted model, not a curated record. Gene Ontology annotation, molecular function: serine-type endopeptidase activity. Gene Ontology annotation, biological process: proteolysis. Lineage: Eukaryota; Metazoa; Echinodermata; Crinoidea; Comatulida; Comatulidae.